Molecule: messenger RNA, 13370 nt
Organism: Scatophagus argus
Lineage: Eukaryota; Metazoa; Chordata; Actinopteri; Scatophagidae
Gene: tnrc18
Product: trinucleotide repeat containing 18
Exons: 30
Coding region: 339-9602 (3087 amino acids)
Molecular function (GO): chromatin binding
Source: RefSeq, a predicted model, not a curated record
AGGAGGAUGGGCGGGGUUUGCAAAACAAUACUGUGUUUCAUUGCUGAGGAGCUUACGGACGCGUCAGGGGCUGCCCCCCCAAGUUAUCCCCCAGUUUAUCUUCGGACGAGCCUGUAAUGGACUACUGCAGUUCUCCUAGCCUGGUCGGAUUUUGAGAAACGUUUGCAUUUUAGCUCCUUUCCUUCAGAUAUUCCUCAUUCAAGUCAGCAGGAUGACUGAUAAGGAGCCAGAAUCGCCUGGAAAACUAAAGGCAUUAUUAUAGCCAGAAUUGGCUUUUUCGGAACAGGGGGCCUAUCCGAACGGACAAUUUCUUUUCACAACUUUCCUCUCGGUGGAUAAUGGAUGGCAGAGAUUUUGGACCUCCCCGAUCCGUCCACGUACCACCUCCGUUGUUGGCGGGGCUUACAAUGGAGUCUCACCGACUCGGAGCAGCCGCAGCCGGGAGGAUCCCUCCCUCGCCCGGUCACUUGGGCGCGAAUCAUCCGCCGCCUCUCCACUCUGGAAAAUUCUUGCCAUCGGCCAUUAACCUACAUCCACACCACAGUGAUGCCUUCCCAGCAGGCUCCAGUCCCUUCCUGUCAGGUUAUUCAGGCCCCUCCCCCCUGACAUCUGACCCUGCCUACAGAUCGACCAAUCCCAGCAGUCUGCAGAUGGCUCAGCUCUGGGCAUCACAUGCUCAUGAAGGCUACCCUCCUCUGCCAAGCAGCCUGUACUCCAGCCCCUACCUGUCCCUGGGGCACCUGGAUCCUCCCACGCUCUCCCAGCACCCUCUCUACGACUCACAUAAAGAAGGAUUUUACCUGCCACCCACCUUGAGUCAGUUGCCCCUCCACCCCCCAUCUGCACCUCCGAGUGCGCCAUCCAGCUCAACACCGCCACAGAGGACGUCCCGGGAGGGGGGUAGGGACCGGCAUUACCGGGGGGAGAGAGAGAAAGAGAGGGACAGAGAGCGGUCAAGAGAGGAGCAGAGGCCACACAGUGUGGUGGACCUGACGCAGGACGGGAAGAGUGAAGAGGACCGCAGGGCGAGGAGCAGUGAUCGGGAACGAGAGAAAGAAAGGGACCGGGACAUAGAGAGAGAUAUUUGGUCCUUCCAUCCUCACCACCACCACCAGCAUAAGUCACACUCUCAACCUUCAACAGCAGAGCCCAGAUUCAGACCGUCACCUCCACGACCCUCCUUCCCUUCAGGUGGGGUUGGGAGCGUGGGUAGGUUUCAUGGACCAGAAACAGACAGAGGGGGUCGGGAUGAAGAGGGGAGCUCUCGACCCCAUCAGAUUCAUAACGCUAACUCAAAUAACUCAAACUCUCACUCAGACAAGCAAAGGAGGAAUGACUCUUUGUCCAUGUCGGCUGGGACCCUCCACAUCUCCUACGCCCACCCUCCUGCUCUUCAGCCCUCUGCUGCUGGCCUGCCCCACCCCUCAACACCCAGAGAGCCUAUCAGAGAGCAGCGAGUCAGCGCGCCGACAUAUGUGCCUUCUGUGGAGGUUUACGACGAGCGGACUGGACCCAUCCAGAUCGCUUCGCAGGCCCGUGACAACAAACACAGUGACAAACACAGAGACAGAGAAAGGGAACGAGACCGAGAGCGAGAGCGAGAGCGGGACAGAAACAGGGAGAGAGAGGCCUAUAGGAUUCCUGAGAGGAGCUUGAUGGAGCAUCCUCGACUCUGCCAGUCUGGCGAUUCAGGCAAUCAAAGAGAGGAAGGUUCUGUCAUUUGUUCCAAUGGUUCGAUUGGUAAACGAGGGCAGGAUACGUCUUACCCCUCUAAUCAAGCAAGGUUCAGUCCAGAAACCAAGGACAUCCCUAAACACUCAUUCAGAUUGGGCAUAGAACGGGCAGCAACGGAAUCUAAGUGGAACACCAUUAGCCCAAUAGCCAACUAUGCCACAAGUCACAUGGCUGCCCUGGCAGCCCAGCACGGACACACACUCUCCUCUCCCCACAGCCAGCAGACACACGCACAAAUUUCCCAAUCGCCUCACUCGACCCACCGGCCCAGUAACUCCACCCAUAGCCAUUCCCCACAAACACACCCCUCCCCACACGGACAUGGGCACACAGGUGAGGAGGGGAGUCAGAGACGUUAUCUGGACCCAUCGGUGCUGUACCGACCUGGGGGGUCAUUGGCAGGAGGGUCUGGUAGUGGGGAGCGAGUCGGGGGAACGGGUUCAGAUCCCUCAGAGGUCUCAGCCAUGCAGAGUCUCAUUAAAUACAGCGGAAACUUUGCUGCUGAGGGUCCCGGGUCUUCCAGGAAUGCUACAGAAAGUCGAGGGCCCUUUGGGGGUCUAGGUAACAUAGGUUCAGAAGCCGAUAGAGAGAGGGCACGGGAAAAAGAUAGAGAGCGGGAAAGAGAGAAGGAAAAAGAAAGAGAGAGGGAGAGAGACAGGGAAAGGGUGACAGUUGGAUCAGGCCCUUCAGGGGCCUUGAGGGUGCCUCCCCAGCUGAAGAGGGAGCAGGAGCGGCCGGACAGCGCCCGCUCAUUUGGCCGGGAGGGGGAGGGAGAAGUGCGCCACCCUCCCGUUGGCAUUGCUGUGGCUGUGGCCCGGCAGAGAGACAGUGGGAGCACUAGUAAACAGACCAGUGGGCCUUCAGACACACAGAGAACUCUGCUGCAAACAGCUAUUAAAGAUGAGGAGCGAGGGGAGGAGCGUGCUCGUCACCAUGAUGACAGACUGCUGGCCGGUCGGCUGGAGCGUGAGCAGGAGAAAGUGCUCAGAGAGUCCAAGGAGCUGGCAGAGUUUACACAGAUGCACCCUGUCCCUCUUUCUAGUGGCUUGACACCCAGUAUGAUGACACCCAGCCUCAUGACCCCCAACCUUAUGGUAACGGGCGGGGCUGCUCUGGCGGGGGCAGGACGAUGGCCUCCUGACCCUUCAACUCUGACCUCUCACCCCUGGAUGUCCCGGCCUGGAGCCCCCCCAGUCUGGCUCUCCAGCUCACCAUACAGCCUGGGUCCGUCCUCACUCCACCAGACCCUUCCUCCAGGUUACCCACCCUCUCUGCCAGGCUCCAUACCCCCUCCCUACCAGUUUGCCAGGGACCCACAAUCUGGACAGCUAAUAGUCAUCCCCACUGAACACCUGCCACACUACGGAGGUGACGUAUUGGAGCGUGGAGGCCCAGUGUGGUCCGGGGUAUACGGUACAGGCAGUUCACUACAGCAUGCAGCCCAGCUCCAACUCCUCUCCCAGCAACAGAUGCUCCGACAACAGGAGCUGCUCAUGAUCCAGCAGCACACAGUGCAAGUCCUGGAGCUGCAGAGAAACGCUCAGCUAGUCGUAAGUGGACUUGGGGAGCGUUUGAAGGCCAGUGAGCACCGGCCAGAGAUGGACGACAAAGCAGACAAGCGGAAUGUCGACCCAAAACCCCGCCCCUCCUCUAUAUGCUCUCCGUCUCCCUCACCCGUCCUGCACCCCCGCAAACCUCCCCUUCCCUCUCGUUCACCAACCCCAUCUACAUCCUCUCUCACCCCGCUACCUCCGCUCUCCUCACCAGUGACCACCCUAAAGUCAGAGGAUGGUGGGCAGAGGGUGUUGUCUCACCCAGCAACGCCCCUUCCUCGCCAGCCUUCCCCUCACUCGGCCUCUCCGCCCCCGUCCUCGCCACGACGGCCUAAACAGGAGGCAGCCGAAGAGGGGGAGGUGGGAGGGCGGGAGUUGAGAGGUAGACAGAAGCCUGCUUCGACAUCCUUUCAAGGCAUCUACUCCGAUCUCCCUCCAGGUUACCCUUACCAGUCUAUCACUGCUCCAUUUGGCUCACCUUUCAACAGUUAUCAUAUCCCAGCACCCACAGGGGCAAACACAGAAGUCCUCCCACCACAUCACUCCCGCUCCUCUUCGUCUGCUGCCCCUUUGCCCUCAGCUCACCUGCAUUCAAGGCUGUUGGAAGCAGACAUCAAGCCACAGAAGCUGGAGUCAUCAAAGUCAACGUCUUUUCUCAAGCAGGAACCCGGUCUGGAGCAGACUCGGCUUGACACGACGCCAGAACCUCUGGGUUCUCUUCGCCGGAGCUGCAGCCCUGUGCUGGUCAGCCAAGACAGAGAGGGGGAUGGGGUAUCCCCAAAGCCCAAGCCUCAGCCACUACCUCUGCAUGUCCCCAGCCCUCCACCACAACAACCUGAAAGACUUGAAGAAGUCAGCGAGGGAGAGAAGGAAGGAGGGCAAAUCAAAAUGGAGGUGUCAUCCUAUUCCUGUCAGGCAGCGUACCCCUUGCCCCCUGUGCUCACAGAAGCUGAGCACAAACCAAAGGUCAUCAAGGAUCCAGAACGAUAUCCACCAUGCGUCACUGCAGAUUCAGAUAGCCAGGAAUCAACUCAAAUGUGUGCGUCACAGGACAAAACCGCUAGUGCUGUGUGUGAGCAAGAACAGCCAGACACUCCAAUCAACUUGCUCACUCCCAGUCAGAGAGAAAGUAUCACCGAAACCACUGUUUGUCCUCCUCCUGCAUCUAAAUCACCGCUCCCACCAGUCAUCAGCCCAGAGGAUCCCAUGGCAGGGAUGCUCGCUCUCCUGACAGCCAGUGAAAUGGCCCAGGCCCGUCCUGGAACACCACCUGCCCCAACACUCUUACCACAGAUCGAAAACCCUCCUGUGGAUCCAGACUGCAGCAGCGCUGGUGCUCUAGAGAUGGUGGCGCUGGAGGGGAUGGCCCUGCUCAGCCAAAUGGCCCAGCAGGAGAUGGAGCACAUCAGCCUGGAGCAAGAUCUGACAUUAGAUGGCCUAGACUGUCUUCUUGAAGCAAGCAGACAGAUUUUGUUGGAGGCCAUCGAGAAACAGUCCCACAUUGAUCUGCCUAGAAUGCUGGAUCCCGACAAGAAGUACAGCUGGAGGCAGAGGAAGGAGGAGCCGCUGUACAGUAAAAUGUCUAUGGAAGUGUUGGAUGCAGUGGAGGUGGAAUACCGUGUUCGCUUGGCUGAGCUGCAGAAGACGUACAAGGAGAAGCAAAGAGAUUUGAGCAAACUGCAAAGACGUCGAGACAAGCGUGAGCGGCAGCAGCAGGAGGAUGAGAGGCGGAGUCUGACCAGACGCGGCAGAGGGCGACCCAGGAAGAGGAAACACUUGACAACACCUCCCAAACUGGACAGCAGACCUGGAAAGGUGGGUCGAUCAGUGCAAUACUCUGAAGACUCUGAAGCUGGGGAUGGGCAGAGGAAGAGAUUUCGGCUGUCCAGAGAAGAAGAGGAGAUGGAGGCAGGAAAUGGAGGAGUGAAGAUGAAAAAGAAGAAGAAAAAGAAGAAGAGCUGGAAUGACCAGGAGCCGUCCACCAGUCAUGCUCUGGAGAUGUUGAAGGCGAAGCGUGGCCACAUGUGUGAGCAGGAGCAGCUGGCAUCAGAUCUUGACAGAGCGCUUUCGCUCUCACAGCUCGGCUCACUUGCCGCAUCUCACAAACUUGCAUCCAACUCCAAAUUAGACAAGUCGAAGGGCAAGUCUGCGGAAAGUCGGAUGAAGGAGCGCGGCAUUCACUCAUCCACCAAAGGAGGGAAGCACAAGUUGGCUGCCAAGGCCUCUGCUUCAGAGACCGUCCGAAAAGUGAAAGGUCAGAAGAAGACUGCUGUGUUCUCUCCCAUGAGAUCAGAGCUCAGCAGCUGCUCCAACAACUCGGAUUCAGAAGAGCACAAUUCCGCUCGAGGGGGCUGGCCCCCUCUCUCAGGGACACGUUCCCACGGCAACCUGACCAGGAAGAGGCGGUCCGCAUCAUCGCCGACAUCCCUACUGUCGAGUCAGAAGUCUCAGAAGAAGAAACACAAGCACUUAUCCCUGCUGCUGGAGGAAGCAGGCCUCAGCUCCUCUGAUGACUCCUUUGACCAAGACACAUCCGAGGACGAUGACGACGGCAACGAGGAUGAGUCUGAUUCGGAUGAUGACGACGUCUGUGAGGAGAGCGGGCUGGGUCUGCUGGCUAGGUUUGCGGCGAGUGCGCUCCCUGUCAGCUCCACUCCACUGAGCCUUCUCCAUGAUGGCAAACACCGCAGUAGGCAAAGCACUCUAGGGUCAUCAGAGUGCGAGUGGUCUGACUCUGGCUCAGACUUACGGCUGAGGAAGUUCCCCUCUCUGCUGCAUGGCAAACGUUCUGCCCCGGAGCUCCCCCUGUUGCCCCCUGCCAAUCGCCGCCUUGACCAGACCAGCCCCACUAAGCGAGAUGAGACACUGCCAAUCAAACGCAGUUCAUUGCCCAAACCACGUCCCUCGCCUCGGUCACCACGGCGCUUCAGCUUCGACCUCCCCAUCAGCUCCGGGGUCGGAGGCUUCAGCGAGGAUGAGGCCUGGACCCGACGGCGCAGCGAGAGGAUUUUCCUCCACGAUGCCACCAACUCAGCCAAUCAGACAUCUGUGCCAGUUUCUGCUUCCUCCAGCCAGAGCUCCUCCUCCAGCUCAGCCCCACCUCUUACCCCGAAGCCAGCCUCCAGGCACAAACCUGCUCCGCCCAGCAGAGAGGGGAAAGAUGUGGUGAAAAAAAAGAAGCUGAAGGACUCUCCUCUGCCUGUGAGCCCAUCCACGCUGUGUGGUCCAAUCACAGACGGACCUGUGUCUCUGAGCCUCAGCCCAUCACGCAAGAAUCAACCAAAAGCCAAGACCAAGGCCAGAGAGCCUUCCAGGGGAGCAGUGAGCCGGCUGAUGGAGAGCAUGGCGGCAGACGAAGACUUCGAGCCCAACCAGGACAGCAGCUUCAGCGAAGACGAACUCGUCCCCCCACGCAGCAACAGCGUAUCCGAGAGGUCCUCCACACCUGCUCCAGUGCAGUGUGUGCUGGACAAGGAUUCUCUGGUGGACGGACUUAGAGUUCUGAUCCCAAUGGAUGACCAACUACUGUACGCAGGACACGUGAACACUGUACACUCCCCUGACAUAUACAGCGUGGUGGUGGAGGGGGAGAGAGGGAACCGACCACACAUCUACUGCUUGGAACAACUGCUGCAGGAGGCGAUCAUUGACGUGAAGCCUCCCUCCGUGCGCUACCUCCCAGAGGGCACUCGCAUCGCUGCCUACUGGAGCCAGCAGUACCGCUGCCUUUACCCCGGCACUGUUGUCAAUGGAAGUUCAGAUAUUGACGAGAAUGAUGAUCUUAUCACGGUGGAGUUCGAUGAUGGUGACACAGGCCGCAUACCCCUCUCCCACAUAAGACUGCUGCCACCAGAUUACAAGAUCCACUGCGCUGAGCCGUCACCUGCCCUGCUCGUUGCCAGCUGCUCCAGGAGGCGAGUCCGUAAAUGCAGCAAAGAGGGCAAAGAGGCAGGAACAAAGCCAGAGGAGACGGUCCCUAAGAUCAAAGGAAAACCUGGUCGCAAACCCAAACCCAAACCAGAGAACCCAGAUGGCCGGGAGAAAGCUGAUCCUCCAUCUUCCUCCACCCAGCCUGCAGAGAGAACCCAGACCUCGGCCAAGCCUUCCCAGGACAAGACCUCCUCUGUCCAGAAGGCAGCUCAGGAGAAGUCCCAACCUGCAUCCCGACCGACAAUGGGAACCCAGGCAAAAGUGGGUCGCAAGAGUUCCACCACUUCCCCCACAAGUAGCCCUGUCCUUCCCAACCCGGUGCCCAGGAAGGCCAGCUCAGCGCAGCCUCCUGUUCCUAAACCAACCCGCUCUCUCCCUCCCUCCCUCUACCCCUCCACGUAUGGAAAGGUCCUGACUGUGGAUCUGUACAGUGAGCCCAACCUCAACUCAUACAACAACCAGCGCAGAGAAAGAGAGAACACCAGCAGUGUCAGUUCCACCGCCAACAGACCAAUGUCCAGACCCAGUAUGGCAACAUCAUCUGCUGCACCCAAGCCAAAUGCUUCAUCCGCGCCCAGGCCCACUUCUGCUUCCACACCCAAAACCAAAUCUUGCUCUGACCAUCAUAGCGGCUCCAGACCCAGCCUUAGCUCUGGACUUAUACCUAGCCCUAUCCCCAGGCUGUCAACAGGCAAACCCAGCUCCUCACUGACUCCCAGAUCUUCAUCUUCAUCAUCGUCACUGUCAUCAUCAUCUGUCCCCAGACCCAAACUGAAGAUGCCGUCCGAUCAGCUAUCCUCCAGCACCAGACACAGCCCCAUCUCCAGGCCCAAACCCAGCUCAGGGCAAAGUGACGUGGGCUCGGUUGUGAGGCGCAAGCCCACCUCUGCAGAGCCUCUUGUGAAGCUCGACCAUGAAGGUGUCACCUCCCCCAAGACCAAGAAGACCAAGGCUCUCAUGUUGUUAGAGGGACGGGGUGUGAGACGAGAUCACACCCCCAUCGCCACGGCCACAGAAAAUCAGAAACCACUAAAGGCUAAACCGAGAGCUCCAGAUAGAGAGAGUGGCCCACCAGACAAAGACACCUACAAAGCACCAAUGCUGGCUAAGGACAAGGCAGAGGGUCGUGGAAGUACUGGGAGAGGACAAGAGGUGGACAUAAGGGAGGAGAAAGGUAAAAAAGAGGAGAGAAAGCAGGUGGAGAAAAGAGAGGAGAGAAAGAUGAAAGAGGAAUCUCAGAGUAGCAGCAGCUCAGAGUCCGAGGAAGAAGGGCAGAAAGGGAAGAUUAAGAAAAAGAAGAAAUGCACAUCAAGUUGCUCUUCUUCCUCUUCAUCCUGCUCUGGUUCCUCCUCAUCUUCUUCGUCGUCAUCCUCCUCGUCAUCCUCUUCCUCUACUGAUGACUCCUCCUGCAGCUCAGAUGAAGAGAGGACCCCUACGCCUCCACCAGGUCCUGUCACCCCACCUCCAGUGCAGGACAAACUAAAAGAAGAAACAAAAGAAGAAGAAGAAGACGAAGAAGAGCUGAAGAAAGAAGUAGAGGUAAAAGUGGAAGAAGAAGAAGAGCUGUCGCCUCCUUCUGAAUCUCUCUCCCCUUCAACCUCUCCAACUCCUACUGCAUCUGUUCCCCCUAAACCUGCUAAACCAGCCACCGGGAAGGGCUCCGGGCAAAGGGGUCGUCCUCCGAAGCCAAAGCCCAGCGGAGGGGAGGGGAAGGUGGGAAGACCAAAGCGGAGAGAGGGGGUCCACCUCCCCACAACCAAGGAGCUGGCUAAACGCCAGAGGCUGCCCAGUGUGGAGAACAGGCCCAAAAUUUCUGCUUUCCUUCCAGCCAGACAACUCUGGAAGUGGUUUGGGAAACCCACACAGAGACGUGGCAUGAAGGGCAAGGCCAAGAAGCUCUUCUAUAAGGCCAUCGUGCGAGGUCGAGAGAUGAUCCGCAUCGGUGACUGUGCUGUGUUCCUGUCCGCUGGCCGGCCUAACCUUCCUUUCAUUGGCCGCAUCCAGAGCAUGUGGGAGUCAUGGGGCAGCAACAUGGUCGUCAGGGUCAACUGGUUCUAUCACCCUGAGGAGACAAACCCUGGCAAGAAACUCACCGACAAGAAGAACUGGGAUCAGAUGUGUGGUCAGUCUUUACCAGCAGCUCUGCACUCUUCUAUCCAGAGGAAAGACUUCAUGGAGCGCGCCCUCUACCAGUCAUCUCACAGUGACGAGAAUGAUGUGCAGACGGUCAGCCACAAGUGCCUAGUGGUAAGCGUGGAGGAGUAUGAGCAGAUGACCCACACACGCCGCUACGCCGACAGUGAAGACCUCUACUACCUGGCCGGAACCUACGAACCCACAACCGGCAUGAUCUUCAACACCGAUGGGGUCCCAGUCAUCUGUUAAACAAACACAGAAACCAAAUUAUGACGUGAAUGAACAUCUUUGGACCUCCCUAAGGAGUGAAACCCAACCCGAGGUCUUUCCAAGUCUAAUCACUGAUCUUCGUUCACGAUGGAUCUUUCACAGCUGUGACUCAUCCUUUUUCGAUACACUUCAAACAGACUGUCAAGAAGAGCUACUACUACAGAGACAGGAGACACUAGACAGUAUUAGAAGGAAUAGGUUUCUUGUAACUUUUGCACACAGACUCCAUUAACACACACGGCUCGUUGUGUUCGUGGGAAAGCUUCAGAACACACAUGAGCACUUCAGUGUCCUUUUACAUGUAAAUAUAUCCCCCAUAAACACAUACUUACAUUCACACAUGCACAGACACAUGUAAAUAUCCACUUCCAUGUAAUACACACAGUUAUAUAGAGGAAAAUAUGAGUGUUUUAUUUUCAUGUAAUAGAUUUAUGUCAGAGUACUUUUUUUUCUAAAGAGGUAAACAGUCGAGAAGCUUUAAUGAACUGUGAAUGGUGAUACAGGAGAGAGGCCCGUUUCUGUCCGUCAGAGAGCAGACAGACAAACAUGCCGGUGAUGUGAUGUUGUGAUUAUGAUGUUGCUUUGGUGAUGUUACAGUCAUGUUACAGUCAUAUAAAUGUAUCUAGAGAACAGCAGGAGCGACAGACAGACGGAAAGACAGACCGAGAUGCACAGAAAGAGAGAGGUAGAGACUCCUUCCAUUGCUGUCCAACAGAAAGCACUUAAAACAACACUUAAAGUCUGCCCUCCUUUUAUUUAAACCCAUCAGUUCCCCUUGACAAUCCUAACUCGGGCAGGCAAACUGCCCGCGUGCUACUAAAAUGUCUGACUCCCUCAGAGACUCAGGCUUUAAGAGAGAGGAAGGAAUCUUGUACAAUUAAAAGCACUUCCCACUUUUUCCCUCUUUGAGUUCCUUCUCUUAAAGGAAAAAUCCACCUUGAAAACACUAUGAAACAAAACAGCUGCUGCUGAUGUAUCUUGUAAUUCGUCCAUUUUGCACUGAGGUUGAACAAACAUGGGAAGAAAUGGAUUCCAGAGGAGGCAGAGACUCCAGUUUCUCCACCUGAUAGAAGCCUCAGUAGUGACCCGGCACAGCUGCAAGAUUCAGGAGUCUGGGAGAUGUUUAAUGUCGGAUGUCUUUUUUUGUUAAGGAAAAAUGGAUAACCAAGAAAAGUAAACUACAGCACUUGAUCACAAAUUGACUCCAUGAAUACACUGAACAAGAAAAGCUGAUGUAUUAACAGUGUAGGAGUCCCAGAGGGUGGAUUUUUCCUUUUUUCUCUUUUUUCUUUUUUUCUCAAAGGUGUUUUCAGGGUUGUAAACAUUGCAGUCAGUCCAAGAUGCAUCAAGGUCAUGGCACUGAUAGUUAGUAUGCAGCUGCCAGCACUGAUUAGAUUAUGAACAUAAUUCGAUUUUAACAGUCAUCGUCUGCAGUUUGGCUUCAUUCAUUUAUUUUGGCUGCAGUGUUCUCAACCUCUAAGUGUCCUGUGUUGGAUGUGUUUUAUUUUUCUUUUGCUUCUGCUGUUUUACGGACAUCUGUCUAUCCGCAGUUUGAACACUUUUCGCCCCUCCAGGCAAUCAUCUUUGACAUGAGUGCACUUUGAAUGCAGAGGAGACUGUGUGACUGGGAGUCCUGUACGUCUUCCUAGAGUAUUUACUAACCCCCUCCCGCCUCUCUCGCUGCCUCUCCUCUGCAUGAUGUCCCCUUCGCCCUUAAGACACAGAUAAACAGACACGGGCCACCACGUCCCCUUUGACACGUUCUUCUUUUUGUCUUUCUUAGCUGCUUAUGAAUUUUUUCUAUGUGCCUAGUUUUAACCGUUUUUAGGGUGAGACUGUUGAAUGUCAUGCUCAGGGUUGUGAGCGUUUGUGCGGCCUUAUUCUUUCAGGCCUUAUGAUGAUGAUUCGCCAAAAUCUCACUUAGGUCCCGCCCCCUCAAGGAAUAAUCAGAUUGGGAUUUUCCCAGCCUGCAGACAUUGGGAUUUCUUUGUGAUUUAUCGUUUAAACAACCCUCCGUUCCUGAGCUCUUAAGUCACUUAGCUACACUAUUGUGUAUAGUUUGUAUCAGUGUCUAUAUACAGUAUAUAGUAAACUGUAUAUAGUAUAUAUGUGUGAUUAUCGUAUUGAUUUUCUUGUAUGUUUCUUACCGCGUUGCCCUCUCUCUGCUCUGCUGCAGAGACUGAAGAUUGUCUUGUUGAUAUUCAAUAGAUUUAAUAUUUUCUACUCUUUUGAGAUCUUUUGGUUAUAUCUGAAUUCGUCUGGUUUUAGUGUAGAAUAUAUGCUAUUUUUACUCACUCUGAAACGGCUGUGAGACGUCCCCACAUGUUUAUGAUGUUGAUGUGACAUUUUCCCGUUGAUUGAGAACAGACGUCUACCAGUGUGGUAGCAUUUCAGUACAUAUGAAAUCCCGACAUUAUAGCCACCUAGUAAAGGAAAGAUUUGAUAAUAUGCUGCUAGUUUAUUGCUAUUGAAAGUGGUUUAUAACCAGGUACGGAGUGAUUAUACGUGCUGUUUUCUGAAUUGGCUCGACCGAUUGAUGCCAGAAAAUGUUAUCUGCUUAAAGCCCCACCUGCUCCUCAAGCUGCUGUUCAAGCAUCCCUGCAUGAAACUUUCUCCAGACUGAAGUUCAGAAGUUUUGAGUGACACUCGGCCAAAUUGGAUCUCGAGCUGGUAUCUCAGUCGUGGGAGUGUAAUGGGUACACUGGUCGUACCGGUGUUUGCAGAGUGAACACGUUAAAAGUGCCCGUUACGAAUGUUUGUUUACCCCUGAAGCUGCUAAAGCACUUUUUUUCUGUGUGUGUGUGUGUGAAGGAGGGAGACUGAUAAGGCAUCACACUCUUAUCCCCUGGUAUUACCCACACGCACACACACUUACACACACCUUUGUAACCCUUUAAGGUGUGUGCUAUUGCCUUCCAAUCUCUAUUUGCCCCCUAUCUCCAUCCAAAGCCCAGCCUUAGGCCUUCACACAGGGUCCAACACACACACACACACACACACACACACUUAUUGCCCACUUCGCCUUCAUUUUUAUUUGGUGUCAUAUAUUUUAUGAGCCUGACUUUGUGUACAUUCUUUUUAUCGCCAUUUUUGUUUUACUUUGCCUUGUCUUUUAAGUCUCGUUUUUGCUGUGUUUUGUUUUUUCAUUUGUUUUGGUGUUUUUUGUUUUGUUUUGGGUUCUUUUGCAUGUUUCUGUCAUCAUAUUUUCCCUUGCUUCCCCUCUCUGAACAAUCGUCCACGCCUCUCAAGCAAUACCGCUGACUGGCAUAGGGAGCUAGCUGCUAGAGAGAGAGAGAGAGAGAGAGAGAGGAAGAGAGAGCAAAAGAGAGAAUGGAGGAGAGAGAGAGAGAGAGUGAGGUGGACUGGAGGCUGGUUCUUCGUCUGCUGUUCCUUCAGUAUCGUUAUAGUCCUGUUACAGAAAAAAAGAUUAUUUUGAAAAUAAAUAGAAAAAUCAUCUAAGUUUUGUAAAUGAUCCUUCACUGUCAAGGGGAUAAAAGCUAUCAGAAUAUACUUUGUACACAUGUCUAAUCUUGUAAAAAUGCAAAAGAAAAAAAAACAAAAAAAUAUGUUUUAGAGAUAAAUCUAAAACCAGAUAUAUUCUGUCACCCUAUACUGUACGUGUAAGUAACUGUUUUUUUUUCUCUCUUUUUUUUUUUUUUUUACAGCAACCACGUUUAUCAGUGUUUCUUUUAAAUUGUUUUAGUAACUCAAUAUUUUAUAGUUAAUCAAUAAACAGAUGGAACUGUA